Messenger RNA from Yamadazyma jaroonii, 3054 nucleotides. NCBI's taxonomy places the organism in Eukaryota, Fungi, Ascomycota, Pichiomycetes, Serinales, Debaryomycetaceae. The record is from the annotation of a GenBank genome assembly.
AUGAAAGUUGGACAAUUACUUUGUGGGGGGUUUGAAGGUACAGGAGUUACUUCUCAAGCUUACCAUUUGAUUGUAGAGCAUCAUAUUCUGACGUUCAUUUUAUCAAAGAAGAAUGCCGUGUCGGUGAAACAAAUGACCAAACUAAUAAGGGAUCUUCAAUAUAUUGCAUUCUCCGAAGGUAAAUAUAAGUAUCCUUUAAUGUUUGCCAUUGAUGAAGAAGGUGGAAUGUUGAAUUCAUUAUAUGAUUCAGAUUACUUGACACAAUUCCCCAGUGCCAUGGCAUUAGCUGCCGUCAAUGAUACAGAAUUAGUUUAUGAGGUACUGAAGGCUUUAGCUAUUGAAUUAAAGAAGAUUGGAUUCCUGAUAAUUUUUGGCCCUGUGUUGGAUGUAGUGACCAAACUUUCACAUCAAUUGGUCGGUGUUCGUAGUUUCGGAACAACAGUAGAAGAAGUAGUCAAGAAUGGUAGAGCUUGUGCUCGUGGGUUCAGAGAUGGAGGAUUGUUCCCUUUUGGUAAACAUUUUCCUGGAAUUGGGAAUGCUUCAGUUGAUUCAUUGUUGGAAUUACCCAUGUUAGCUGAUUCUUUGGAUCAGAUCAAGAAUUUCAAUGCAGUCCCGUUUGCUGAAUUAUCCCGAAGUAAUGAACUUGAUGGGAUUUGUGCUGCUGGUUGUGGAGUACCCACCAUUAGUCCCGAUGAGAUCCAUGCUUGUUUAUCUCCAGUAGUAAUCAACCAAUUAUUGAGACAAGAUCUCGGUUUUGAUGGAGUGGUAAUUAGUGAAUGUUUGGAAAUGGAUGCUUUGCAUCACUCAAUUGGGUUAGGUCAGGGUGUAAUUUUAGCCCUUUAUGCAGGGUGUGAUUUGAUUUUAGUUUGUCAUGAAACCAAGUUACAAGAUGAAGCAGUAGAAGCCAUGGAAAAAGCUUUGGGUAAUGGUAAUCUCGAUGAAGAUUUGGUUUUGAAAUCGUUGUCAAGAAUUGAAACCUUGCAAAAAAGAUUACCUUCAUGGAGUGAACUAUUUCCUCAUGGUGAAGAGAGUGCCAAAGAAGAAUUGAUCCUUUUCAGAGAUGAUGAACCUGAUAAGUGGUUAGAACAUAAAAAAUUAUCACAGUUGGCUUAUAGGAAAUCAAUGACAUUGGUCAGAGAUUAUCCUGAUGCAUUACCCAUAACCAAAUUCUUAACCACCAAAAAUAAAAAGGUAGAUACUAACAAUAUUCUUAUAUUAUCACCAUUAUUGAAUCCUAUUUAUAAGCUGAACAAUGUGCCAAAGCUUUACACCGGGGAGGAAGUGUUUCAAAAGUUUGGUAAUCUUCUAUCUGAUCAUCCUAUAAAUAAAACUUUAAAACAUCCUUAUAAAGUGUUGCACACCACAUAUACAGCCAAUGGUUUAACAUCAUUGCAUGAAUCAUUGAUCGAACAAUCCAAAGUGGUAAUUGUUCUAACAUCUGAAGCUUCAAGGAAUAUGUAUCAAAUUGGGAUAGUCAAAUAUGUGUCGAUGUUAUGUGGUGCAAGUCCAUCAUCCUUCAAUAGUUCGACCUACACACAAUUAUCCAAGCCGUUAAUUUUGGUGGCUACUUCAUCACCUUAUGACUUCUUUUACAAUAAAAGUAUAGGUAGUGCUUAUUUAUGUUGUUAUGAUUACACCGAUAAUGCCUUGAAAGAAUUAGUGGGUGUUAUAAUGGGAGAUCAUAGUCCUGAAGGUUGUAUACCUGGGGAGAAGAAAUAUGUCAAUAGAGCCGGUAAAAAAAGGAGAUUAACUGAUUCCAAUGACGGGAGUCCUCAAAAGAAGUCAGAAGCUCCUUUGAAAAGAAGGUGGUUGGUUGAAGGUUUUGAUUUGAAUAGAGAUUGGGAUAGUUUGGUGACAUUGAUCAAAAAUAGUAACGAAGAUGAUUUAAUGAGUGUAGCAAGUGAUGAUACUUUCAGUAUUGAUAAAUAUGGAUCAAUCAAUUAUCAUAGUGACGAUUACUAUCAAAGAUUGAAAAUAUUAUUGAGUGAUCCUUCCCAAAAGCAUUUCGUUGUUAGGAAUUCGUCCCUCAAUAUUUUGUAUGGUAUAAUAUUAACAUGGUGUAAUGAAACCAAUCUACUAAACAACAAUGGCCAAUUAGUUAAGACAGGGUCAAUAAUGUACUUGUUGGUUGAUAGAACCAAAAGGUUACAAAGCAUUGGUAAGAAUUUGCAUAACACUGCUAUAAGAUAUCUUACGAAAGAUCAAAGAUGUAAUGUGUUGACUUUGGGAUUAUCAGUUCCUUUGAUGGCGUUACCUAAUGAUUUCAGUCUUUUGACAUCACUGAAAUCUUCAACAUUUAUGGGUAAUUUUUGGGACAUUCAAAUCAAGUCUAAGAAAUUUAUAAUGAGACUAACCGGAUUAGAUAAAUGGCUGGUGCCCAAGAAGAUCUUUAGAGAAUUGAUGAUUGUGGGGGUCAGAUUCGAUAUUUGCCUGGAUCCAGAAAAAUUGAUGGAAUUAAUUAAUAAGAGAACCGGAACGGUUAAUGAAGAUAGCACCAGAAGUGAUGCAAAUGGCUCCGAUUCUAAGGACACUAUCAUGAAUAGUGAUAAUGAAGAUGAUAAUGACAACGAUUUGGGUAAUAGUAAGAAAUUCCCCGAGAUGGACAUAGAUGAAAAGAUCAGAAUUAAAUCACUUUAUGGAGAGGCUAUCAAACAUUUGAAUUCUGCUGGAGUUAAGAUUAUUAUCGCUUUAGAACCUACGACUCAAAAAAUUAUUGGAAGUAUUAUCUUAUUUACCAAUGAUUCAAAAUUGAGUAAAUUCUAUCCAUUCAUGAGUGAAGCAAAUAAUCAAGUGAAUAACCUAUCCCCAGGAGAAGACGCAAAAAUUGGUGCUAUUGUAGGACCUGUAAUCGAUAAGUCCUACUCCAAUUUGACCGAAAUCUUCAAGUACGGGUUGAUUUGUAGUGGUAUAACAUUGUUAAAGAAUUCCAAUGAAAUUAUCAAUGAAGUGUUGAUGAUUGGUGUUGAUGAAGGUACUAGUAUUAAGGAAAUCGGGUUCCAAGAUUGGAAAUUCUAUUAUGAUCAUUAUGCAAAAAAUGAAUUGAGUGACAGUUGA